This is a messenger RNA of Acanthamoeba castellanii str. Neff, 1086 nucleotides long. RefSeq lists its product as uncharacterized. The record is from RefSeq and is a predicted model, not a curated record. The transcript has a single exon. Lineage: Eukaryota; Discosea; Longamoebia; Acanthamoebidae. Bases 1 to 1086 code for a protein of 361 amino acids.
AUGCUGCCUGCCUCUGUGCCCAUGUCGGGGACGCCGACCAAAGCAGACAAAUCCCUGCGCUCGCUCUUCUGCGGGGCCGCGAAUCAUCUCACGCAGCUCUACAUGUCGAGCCUCAAAUUGGAGAAGGGGGCGACCAAGAAGGGCUAUUGCCGAGCUGUUGAAGACUUGAUCAAGUUCCUUCAACUCCAGCAACAGUAUGGAAGAACGAUUUCGAUCGAAUCGCUCGUAGAUCAUCUCAAGACGAAAAAGCGCGAGAUUUUGCAGCGAGAGGAUAACGAUUUCGGCGAGGACGAAGAUGAGCAUGAAGAAGGGGAUGAAACGCCAGUUCUCGGUGUUCCCCUCGGCGAGAACAAGUCUCCAGCAGCGGCCCCGACCCCGUUCGGUUCCACUACGCGCUCCCUGGCCUCCCAAUUCGAAGGGUUGAGUGCGAGCGGCGGAGGUACAUUCGGCUCCUCCUCCGACCACAUGCCAAGGAUGGGAUCAGCAACGAUCGGCGCCACUCCUGCUCCCGUUCACUUCGGCUUCGCGACUGCCCCAGCUGCAUCAAGCACGCCGCUACUCCAGCACGCACCUCAGCACUCGCAUGCUGGCACCUCCGCCUCUUCCGCGACCACUACGAGCGCGCAGUUCCCGUCGUCCACCUUCAGAGACGCCGUCUCGGUGCCCUUUCCUCUCUCCUCCUCUUCCUCUGCCAGCUCUGCCAUCAACAACAGCAACAACAAUCCGUUCGCCCCGCUCGAGCACGGCAACGGCAUGGGACGGAAACGGCAGUACUUCGAGUUUUUCUUCGAUGCUCCGCCCAACCUCACCGUGCCCUCUGGCGGCGCGCUGCCCGCCAACGGCGGCGGCUUCCAGUUCACGCCGUCGUCGCACUCCACCUCGACGUCCAUCUCGCCCGCGGCUGCUCCCUCGUCUUCGUCUCUCGUCGGUUCAUCGUCGGCCGGCGGCGGCGCAGGCGAGAGCGACGGCGCGAUGGACUUCAGCUGCUACGAGCACCAGGUCAAGAGGUAUCGAAGGGAGGAGGAACAACAGCAACAUCAGCAGCACAAUCCGCCACCACAUCGCACGUCGGCCAACACCUCCUAA